CCUCAGUGCCUUGGAGGUGGGAUGUGGCAGCCCCUGGGAUCGGGAAUUGGGGCGGAAUUCCCCCCAGGAUGGCAGAGACUGGGAAGGACAACGUGCCGUGGAUCCCUCGCUGCUGGGGGGGCUCGUUCCUGGAGCCUCCCCAGUCCAAAGCACUUUCCCGGGUCGGAUUGUCCUUGUUCCCUGUGGGAAGAGCAGAGGCAAAUCCCUGCUCCUCUGGGAACGAGGGGGAGCUGGGAAGACUCAGGUGGGGCUUCCCAGCACCUCCUGUUCCUGCUGGGACUGGGGAGAAGGGGCUGGAGCCGCCCUUGGAUGUGCCAGGCUGGAAUUGUGUCAGGUCCUGUCCCUCAGGGAGGGCGGGAGAGCAGCAGAUUCCUGGCUCUGCCUCCCCUUCCCUCCUCCAAACCUGGAGCCUCCAUGGAUCUCCUGGACUUUGUGUGGCUGAGGGUGACCUUGAGCUGCUCUCCCUGCCCUUCCAGGAGCCUGAUCCUGCAGGGAAAGGGCAUGGAAGUGGGAUCUGGCAGCACACACAGAUCCUGCUGCUUCCCAAAGAAACUUCUGAGCCGAGAGCCCAGAUGGGGCUGGGGGUGGAGGGAGGUCCAGGACCCUCAGCCUCAUCCAGGGGGAUCCAGGACUCUUGGCCUUAUCCAGGGGAGGUCUGGGACCCUCAGCCUUAUCCAGGGGUGUUCCAAGACCUUUGGCCUCACCCAGGGGGAUCCAGGACCCUCGGCCUCCCCAGGGCCGGACCCUGUGCAGGAUCAGGAGCCACAUCCAGCAGCUCCACCCUGUGAUGCCUUUGGAGUCCCCUCACACAGAGCAGGGACUGUGGAGCCUCUUCCCAGCAGGAGUUGGGAGCUGUGUCCUGUUCCAGGGGCUCUGGGAUGUUUUGGAGCCGCUGCUUCUCUCGUUCCUGGUGUAGAAACGCUUUAUUUUCUUCCAAAGACACUUAUUUUUGCAGCCAUUUGAGGUUUGUGUUUUAUGUCCUGUGAAGAGGAACCUUCCCCCUGCAGCUCCUGCCUGGUGGUCACAGGGGGGGCUUGGGGGGUUAUUUUUUGCAAAUGCUGGGAAUGCCGGUGCCAAGGAAACAAAAUAAACACUUCAAGCAUCCAAA
Messenger RNA from Chiroxiphia lanceolata (lance-tailed manakin), 1108 nucleotides. Its product is annotated as collagen alpha-1(I) chain-like. NCBI's taxonomy places the organism in Eukaryota, Metazoa, Chordata, Aves, Passeriformes, Pipridae. Bases 22 to 963 code for a protein of 313 amino acids. The transcript is spliced from 2 exons. The record is from RefSeq and is a predicted model, not a curated record.